AUGGUACAUCAGUUAGACGCCGUGAAAUUUGACAGCGCUCUGCACACACAUGAUGUGGAUAACAAACAAGGUUCACUGUACAGUGCGAAUAGCUUGACCCCUCAACUUGUGAGUCAGGUGGCACAUACUCUGGGUGGCGAUGCGGGGAAGUUUGCCGCCGUGACUGGUUGUGCUGUAGUGGGCUUAAUAGGUGAUUCGUACAUGUGGUGGACCAUAUGUGAUCGUCAAAUAGAGUCUACGCGCUCUCGAGUAAACGGCGGAGAGUACUUUAGUGAGAGAGAGUAUCCUUAUGUUUUAGACCUCUCUCAAGUUAGUGUACGCCUGGGAUCUGCACAGCGAAAGGUGAGCUCGGAUCGAAAGGACCUCAUGUCAUUAUUAUUCUUUCCUAAACGGAAUUCAAAUCAUAGUGAUUUGUCCAAUGGUCGUGCAGCGUAG
Molecule: messenger RNA, 435 nt
Organism: Sphaeroforma arctica JP610
Lineage: Eukaryota; Ichthyosporea; Ichthyophonida
Exons: 3
Coding region: 1-435 (144 amino acids)
Source: RefSeq, a predicted model, not a curated record